AUGAAGAACGGCAAUCCCGAAACAGUGACGCUGGUCAUCGACACGAGUCGUCAGCGAACAUCUAACGCCGACACGGGCAAAUCGCCGCCCUGCUCACUCAGAACGCCCGACACCUCCAGCACCGAGACCACCAUUCUCUGGUCCGCCCGCGCGUCCGAGUCCGCAUCAGCCAGAACGCCAUCUACAGCACUCUCCAGCAAAUCCAACUGCGGCCGCGCUUUGCUCGCCCACCGCCCAAACUCAGACUUGACCUCCGUCACCACCACGGGUAACCCGGAAUGGCUCAUCUCCAAGAUCGACGAGUACUUAGCCGAUCUCUCAGCGACGCUGCCUGUUCCUCACCUCUCGAAAGCGUGCCGUCGCUCCCUCAAGCUCGACCUCGAUCCACUGAAGCUGCUCUCCGUCGAGCGAGCCCUGCCGUCGUCACCGGACGCCGUCCGACGCUCACACCUGUGCAUCCCGCCAUUGCUCCUCAGCAGCGGCAGUAGCAGCGGAAAGAGCUGCUCGACCUCGAUGCCGUCGUCACCGCUCGACUUUAACGACGACCUCUUCUCGCCGCUCUUCUACCGCUGUUUCAGCAAGCCGGACUCCAGCUUGGUUUGUGAAGACGCCGCGCCAUUCCCGUACAGCCCGUGCCAGGAAGCUGUGUGUCUCGAUCGGGGUGUUUUGGAGAGUACGGGUUGGGAACGGUUUAGUGGGAGUGGUCGGGAACAGUGGAGACGACCGAGCGUGAUUGAUAUUUGCAUGGAAGCGGCAAUGGCGGUGAGCUCGGAUGCGGAUGGCAAUGAGGUGGGCAGCGAGGCAAUUGGAGGGAGCACCGCCUUUUUGCCGAUGCCGAUGCCGAGUAUACGGCUUGAAGCGGCGAAGGAGGGCGGUGCGGGGGAGGUGGUGGAGGACGAUAAGGUAGGCCAUACGCUUCAGAGCGCAGCGUCGUCUGUGUGUUCAUCCUCGAAGCAAGAGCUGGUGUACUGGUGUCGAGAGGAGAAGGAGGCAUCGCAAGGCAGCGUAGGCAACUCGCCAGUAGCGCUCCAUCUCCCCGCAUCCACUCUAGACGUCUCGUUCCCCGCCUCUCUGAAUGCGCAGCUCUCCACCCCGGCAAGACCAGCAGCACCAUCGCUACACGUCCCCGCACACACCCUCCUCCCCCCCACUAUCCCGCCGCGCCGCGGCCUCUCCCGCUCUGCCUCCGCCGGUAACCUCACCCGCGUGUCCACCCCGCACACUCCGCACACCACCAGCAGCGAGAGCUUGCACCACUUCUGCAGUGCGACGCGGAGCAACACCGAACCGAAUAAGCCCGCUGCUACCGCUACCACUGUCGCUGCCGAACGAACGCCCCCGCGUGCAUCGUCGAGACGGGCAGUUGAGGUGUCGCCGACGAGCACGCAGAUCGUGACAGGCGUACGGAAGAUAAACAAGCUCAAGCAGCUGUUGGGCGAAGAGGUGGGGUCUCACAUCGGCGUCACUCCUGCCGCUUUAUGUACACCGGCGCGCGCCUCACUGGAAGAAGACCUGAUGGCGCCGCUGCACACACGAAUCACUCGCGACACGAAACCCUUACCCUGCCUGCCCGCCUCGCGGUCUCUGCAGCGCAGCCAGACCACCGCUUCCACUUCUACUUGCGCUUCCACUUGCGCCCCGGCCACGCGCCACGCCAACAGAGCGGUGCUGGGCUCGCACAGGCCGCGCGACAAGAAGUGCUGUGCGACUGGUGGUGAUGGGAAUACGGGCAGACCGUCGACGACGAGAGAGCGGUGCAACUGUACGAGUUGCGAGGCGAGCGAUGCGACCAAGCAGGCUCUGAAACUGGCAUUGACGGGGACGAGUCUGAGGCUGCCCCCGCCGCCACCGAGGCCUGUGCGUGCUGGGCUGAUGCAAAGGCCGAGCACGUCCGGAUCUAUGAAAGCGAGGAAGAUCGCUAGAGAGGCGAGCUUUUUGGAUGUCGAAUAG
This is a messenger RNA of Sporisorium graminicola, 1950 nucleotides long. RefSeq lists its product as uncharacterized. Lineage: Eukaryota; Fungi; Basidiomycota; Ustilaginomycetes; Ustilaginales; Ustilaginaceae. Bases 1 to 1950 code for a protein of 649 amino acids. The record is from RefSeq and is a predicted model, not a curated record. The transcript has a single exon.